This is a messenger RNA of Nomascus leucogenys (northern white-cheeked gibbon), 1474 nucleotides long. RefSeq names its product family with sequence similarity 221 member B (gene FAM221B). Bases 32 to 1387 code for a protein of 451 amino acids. Lineage: Eukaryota; Metazoa; Chordata; Mammalia; Primates; Hylobatidae. The transcript is spliced from 7 exons. The record is from RefSeq and is a predicted model, not a curated record.
CACAAAAAGAGAAGAGAAGGCCAGCAGGCAGAUGGAAGCAGAUGAGAUCAUAGAAGAGCCUCAUACCACCAUGGAUGCAGAGGAGCACCCCCCUUCAAAGGACCCCUCUGCUGAGGACUUACAGGAGAACCAUAUCUCUGAAAGCUUCUUGGAGCCUUCCACCUCUGAGACCCCCUUAGAGCCCCAUACCUCUGCAUCCCCUUUGGUGCCAUCCCCUUCCCAGAUCCCCUUAGAGGCCCAUUCCCCUGAAACCCAUCAGGAGCCUUCCAUCUCUGAUACUCCUUCAGAGACCCCUACCUAUGAGGCUUCAUUGUAUAGUCCCACCUCAGUGGUGCCAGAGAAACACCUUACUCUUCCUCCCCAAUCACGAGACUAUGUCUCUCUGUCUUCUUCUGAUACUCUGAAGGAAGACCUCCCCUCUGAGUCUUCUUCCAAUGAGGUCCCAUGGACAAGGAGGUCUACCCAUCUCUCUGAAUCUGAGAGCCUUCCAGAACACUCUUUUUCAGGCCCUUCAGCCCAGGUCCAAGUGGACACAUCCGAAAAGCAGGAGGAAGAAGCAGGAGAGGUUGAAAAUGGAGUAGAUGCCAGUGACAGCACUGCUCACACAGCCCAACCUGGACACCAACUAGGCAAGAAGAAGAAGAAAGGAGUUAGCUGUAACACAGCCCGCCCAGUGUUCCCUGCUAAGCAGACAGAGCUGGUGGAAGUGGCUAAGGCAAUGCAUAGAGAGGGGUUUGGUGCUCAGGUGAACAAUCUUUUCCAGUGGGAGAAGGAUGCAGCCCUGAAUGCCAUCCAGACAGGUCUCUACAUUGGCUGGCGCUGCCCCCAUUACCUAUGGGACUGUUUCCGGAUUGGGGAUGAGUCCAGAUGCUUUUGUGGACACUUGUUGAGAGAGCACCGGAUCAUCUCAGACAUAUCGGUGCCCUGCAAGGUAAGCCAGUGCCGCUGCUUCAUGUUCUGCUUUAUCCCAUCACGCCCAGAGGAGGUGGGUGAGUUCUGGCUCAAGAGACGGGCCACCUUUGACCCCAAGGCCUGGAGGGCCCAAUGUCGCUGCAAACACAGCCACGAAGAACAUGCAGCCACUGGGCCCCAUCCCUGCAGGCAUCAUGGCUGUUGCUGCGGCUGCUUUGAGUCUAAUUUCCUCUGUGCGGCCUGUGACCGGCGCUGGGAGGAACACGAGACUUUCUUUGAGACCCAGAAGACCCGGCGACGAGGAGGGAGGCCUCACGAGAUGCCUGUGCUCCGAGAAGCCAUCCUCAGCAACUCUGACUUCAAGGCCCUGCAGAUACAGGGGCCCUCUGGCCUUCCCAGCUCCCACCCUAGUCCCCCAGGGCUCCCUGGCUCACGCAGUCUCCAGCCUGGCCUCCCUUCUGACCCCCAUACCUGACCCUUCCACCUCUGCUCUUCCCUCCUCCAGGGACAGACACUGUCAGCAACUGGCACAGGCCUUUGUGAGUCUGGCCCAGAUCAGCAA